Xyrichtys novacula (pearly razorfish) is the source of this 3286-nucleotide messenger RNA. Lineage: Eukaryota; Metazoa; Chordata; Actinopteri; Labriformes; Labridae. The record is from the annotation of a GenBank genome assembly.
ACGUCCACGUCAGCCAGGCAAACGCGGAAGGACGUCCCGCAGGUUGUGCCGUCACGUGAUCAGCUGUUUGGGACGAGUAGUUCCCCUUCAAAGUUAAGGAAUGACGGAAUGAAAACAUGAUGUUUCAGGCACAGAUGUCAGUUUUGUUUGCUUUACUGUUUAUUAAGUGUACGAUAUAAAUUGAUUGAUUCCUGUUGGAUUUAGGAUUUUACUGCAGACCAUGGACAUUAAAGAGCAGGCAACAGCUAAUUUGAAGCAGUACGACACUGGUGAUAAGUUUUCCUACAUUUCGGUGAUUCCCAAAGCCUCAGUUCUGAUCCCACUUUUUGUCAGAAAUGGACAGCUGUACACCCUGAUGACCCUGCGUUCAAAAGAGGUAAUCCAAAUGAAUGCCAAUUGAGGUAAUCCGAAUGAAUGUUAACUGAGAGUAAGAUAAAUGUUGUCUGCAGUCUAAAGGUCUGACUCUGUGUUUGUAGCUGAAGAGAAAUGCUGGCGAGGUGUGUUUUCCAGGUGGGAAGAGGGACCCCAUGGACAAGGAUGAUGUUGACACAGCUCUGAGAGAGGCAGAGGAGGAGAUAGGUUUACCCCCUGAUGAUGUUGAGGUGGUCUGUAGACUAUUUCCUCUCGUCACUAAGGUAGGCAUUACACAGUCAUUAAUUUGUGGUGGUUUAGGCUGCUUUAAGUCUACUCUAGUCUCAAGUUUCUCCUCUCAUCCUUACCUCUUCUAACAGAGCGGUCUGUUGGUGACUCCAGUGGUCGGCUUUAUUGAAGAAACCUUCCAUCCAAGUCCAAACCCUGCUGAAGUUAGUGCUGUGUUUGCAGUUCCUCUGGACUUCUUCAUGAGAGAGAAGGACCAUGAUGCUAUUCACUUUGCAGCGAUGCAGGGGCUAGUGCACUUUUUUCAUUAUGUGGACCCUGAAUCAGGAAGCCAGUAUGCCAUAUGGGGACUGACUGCCAUGUUGGCUAUAAUGGUUGCUGCUUUUGCUCUGAGGACUAACCCUGAGUAUGAUGUUGGUUUCGACACAGAAGACCCCUUUUCUUUCUUCCAACAGACGCUAAACAGGAGACUUAGUAAACUAUGAGUUGUUGAGUUCUUGGUACUUGAAGCCUUAUUUACUAUUUAAUUGUUGAAUAUUAAUUUAUCACAGUAACCAAGGAGCAAUGUGAAAAUUAACUAACAUUAAAAUCCAAAUUAAAAAUGGAAACUUUUUUUUAAAACUCGUAAGAGUGUAGCUCAAACAAUUUAGGUUUAUAGAGGUACAGAUUUCCUUUUUCAGCAGGACCAGGCCCCUGCUCACGGCGCCAAAACAACCAGAAACUGGUUUUCUUACGAGGGUAUUACUGUGCUUGAUUGGCUGGUUGACUUGACCUGAACCCCCAUAGAUGAUCCCUGGGGUAUCCUCAAGAGAAAGAUGACACUGGAAAAUCCAGACGAGCUGAAGGAGCUAUCAAAGCAGCCUGUACUUCCAUACUCCACUCCAGCAGAACUGUCCAGGCCUUGCAUGUUGAUGCAGUAACUUGUGCAAAGAGAGCCCCGAACAAGCACUGAGUGAAUAAAUGACCAGAACUUUCCAGAAUGGCCGUAUGUUUAAGAAUACUUUCUUUUAGGUGUUUUACAAUAUUCUAAUAUUUUGAGAUGGUUGAUUUUUGUGAACUAAUCAUGAAAAGUAAAACAAAAAGUCUUGAAAUGUUUCACUUUGUGUGUGAUGAAUCUAGAAGAUAUGUAAGUUUCUCUUUUUAAAUCAAAUGAUGGUGAAGACAUGAACUUUUCCUCCAGACAUUCUGAUUUCUUUUCCUGCACUUGAAUGUAAUGAAAAGUAGAAGACAAAAAAAGAUAAGGGCACGUAGAUUUUUUUUAUUAAUUCAUUUAAUGUAGCAGCAGGAUUACAGAUAUAAACAAAAGAGUAUACAAAUGUCCAGACCAAGGCAAAGUACAUGUUAAUAAUAAUUCAGAUGUAUGAUAACACACUGGGGUUGACCUUUUAGUCCGACUGCAGGGUCUUAAGGCUAGAUAUUUAAGCUCAAGCUACACAGAACGGACACAACAGAACUGUAGGAAGAUGUGAAAUAGAAAGCGAACUAGGAAAAGUGAGCAAACUGAUUACACACAAGAUAAAGCUCACACUAUUGGCAAUUAACAGUUAAUUCAUUAUGGUUGCUCCUUUUGAUCAAGCAUUUCACAGCAACAAUAGUAAUGUUGACAAGCACAUCAACACAAGAAAGCUCUCCAUUUAAACAAUCUCCUCUGUCUCGUCCCUUUUACCUCACGUACAAUCUCAUGAGGCAUGAAAAAGUUUUUCAACAGAAAAUAAACAAGUUGACAUUUUGUUGGUGAAGCUGCAUAAUAUAAUGUCGACUGAACCCAUUCUGAUAUCUUGCAAUGGAUUUAUAAAUACAAAGUGUGAAAACUGAAAUGUGUUGGAAUGGGUUAUGAUAGCCAUGUGUUGAGAAAUUAUUUUAUAUCAGAAUCACUGAAAGGUAUCUGGAUCUUAAAAAGUCCAAAAGAAGAAGAAGGACAAGGAGCCAAAUAGCAAUGACAAAAGGGACACCGGUAAACACAGCAGAGUAACAGUAAAGUUAUCAAGGCACACAGAGUUCUGUUUUAAGCAUCACAAUUGAAAUUCAAGAUACCCCUGCAGUAUACUUCACAUUUAAAUAUACAUGGAUAUUCAUUUACAUGACUGAAGGACAAAACUGAUAUUGUGUAAAGGUUUCUGUGCUAUCUUCACCGUUGAAUUCAUGUUCCACAUAUUUUUGUUUCUGAGUGCAAGUGGCUAUUUGGAGAGUCAGACUGAGCAUCCUGGAUUGCUCAAAAUGAAACGUCUUGAACACAAAAUGACACCACAAUCCACCACAGACAAUCUGACAAAUGUAGUGAUACAAAUGACAGUUGGUGCCACAACACAAUCCCUCCUCUGCCUUGAAACAUGUUCUCGAAAACUGUAAUUGGUCCGAUGUUAGAUGUAGAGCAAGCUCUAUGUCCACACCAUGAGGUAAAAUUUACAUUCAUGAAACUGAAGUCACAGGUUGGCUUUCUGUGUUGGUAUGGCUUUGAGAGGCAUUGCUGUUCCGCACUGUAUCUACAACAUCAUGUGCUCUUAAACUCCCCUAACCGAGAGGGAUGGAAUGCUUGGAAACAUCACUACUGCGCUCUAACCUGACCUACAGUUAAUGGAUAAGUCAAAGUGCCAUUUGAGAUGCAUGACAAUAAAAAUAAAGAAGUAAAAUCAAAACUCACACACAUUACACACGCACGCACACACACACACACACACACACACACACA